This is a messenger RNA of Fraxinus pennsylvanica, 2328 nucleotides long. The record is from the annotation of a GenBank genome assembly. NCBI's taxonomy places the organism in Eukaryota, Viridiplantae, Streptophyta, Magnoliopsida, Lamiales, Oleaceae.
AUGUUACUCCCUGUAACAGCUCUCAUUAAUGCCAUUUGCCUGGCAUUACUCCUUCUGCAUACUGAGUCGACUCAGCCUCCGUUCUCAUGUGACUCAGCAAAUCCACAGACUAAAUUGUUCCCAUUUUGCCAAACCAAGCUGCCAAUCCGAAAAAGAGUGCAGGACCUUGUUUCCCGCCUGACGUUGGAUGAGAAGAUAUCUCAGCUAGUUAACUCAGCACCGGCCAUCCCACGACUCGGUGUGCCUCCUUAUGAAUGGUGGUCCGAGGCAUUGCAUGGUGUCUCUGGUUAUGGAUAUGGUGUUACAUUCAAUGGAAGAAUCAGUUCUGUCACUAGCUUCCCUCAAGUCCUCCUCACUGCUGCUACCUUUGAUUCUCAUCUUUGGUACCGCAUUGGCCAGGCGAUUGGAAAAGAAGCAAGGGCAGUGUAUAAUGCAGGGCAAGCAAAGGGGAUGACAUUUUGGGCACCAAAUAUUAACAUUUUUAGGGACCCAAGAUGGGGAAGAGGGCAAGAAACACCUGGGGAAGAUCCAUUGGUUGUGGGAAAUUAUGCAGUAGCGUAUGUUAGAGGAAUACAAGGGGACACUUUUCAAGGUGGGAAGCUAAACAGUGGCCAUCUUCAGGCAUCUGCUUGCUGCAAACACUUCACUGCUUAUGAUUUGGAUAAUUGGAAUGGAGUUAUUCGCUUUGGAUUUAAUGCUCAGGUAACAAAGCAAGAUUUGGCAGAUACUUAUCAGCCACCUUUCAGAAGUUGUGUAAAAGACGGGAAAGCCAGUGGGAUAAUGUGUGCCUAUAACAGUGUGAAUGGGGUUCCAAAUUGUGCUGACUACGAUCUCUUAACCAAAACAGCUCGUGGAGAAUGGGGUUUUCAUGGGUACAUCACCUCCGACUGUGAUGCUGUUGCUGUAAUUUACAAUGUUCAUAAAUAUACAAAAUCACCUGAAGAGACAGUAGCAGAUGUACUCAAAGCUGGCAUGGAUGUCAACUGUGGCUCCUUCUUGAAAAACUACACUAAAUCAGCAGUUCAGCAGAAAAAGCUCCUGGAAACUGCUGUAGACAGAGCCCUUCAUAACCUUUUUGCAGUUCGGAUGAGGCUCGGAUUGUUUAAUGGAAAUCCAAAUAAUCAACUUUUUGGUGACAUUGGCCCUAAUCAAGUGUGUACACAAGAACACCAGGACCUAGCCCUUGAAGCUGCAAGAAAUGGCAUUGUCCUCUUAAAGAACUCUGCGAAGCUUCUUCCUCUUUCAAAAAACAAAAUUACAUCUCUUGCAGUAAUUGGCCCAAAUGGCAAUAAUGCAUACGUACUUGUUGGAAACUAUGAAGGGCCUCCAUGCAAAUCUGUGGAAAUUCUCAAAGCGCUCCAGAGCUAUGUGAAGAACACCAAGUUCCACCCCGGAUGCAAUGCAGUGAAUUGUACCUCUGUUGCAAUCGAAGAUGCUGUUAAUACAGCAAAGGGAGCAGAUUAUGUGGUUUUGGUCAUGGGAUUGGAUCAAAGUCAAGAAAUGGAGGAGCGUGAUCGACUCUAUUUGACACUUCCUGGUCAGCAAGAGAGUCUCGUCACAGCCGUUGCCAAGGCUGCAAAGAAGCCGGUUAUUCUUGUGCUGGUUUGUGGAGGUCCUGUUGAUGUUUCUUUUGCAAAAUAUAAUCCACAAGUUGGAAGCAUCUUGUGGGCAGGUUAUCCAGGUGAAGCCGGAGGAAUUGCACUUGCAGAAAUCCUAUUUGGUGACCAUAAUCCAGGAGGAAAAUUACCCGUCACUUGGUAUCCGAAGGAUUUCACCCGAGUACCAAUGACUGACAUGAGAAUGCGCCCUGAACCAUCCUCAGGAUAUCCAGGUCGCACUUAUCGCUUCUACAAUGGGAAAAAAGUGUUCGAAUUCGGCUAUGGGCUCAGCUACUCAACCUACACAUACGAAUUCAUCUCUUCUACUCCAAACACUCUCCAUUUAAAGCAAUUGUUAAAUUCUCCAACAACAAUUGAAAGCUCAAGCUCUCUCCGUUCCCUACCAGUUUCCGAUAUGGGGGCAGAAAUAUGUGAGAAAGCCAAAUUCUCGGCCAUUGUUGGAAUCGAGAACUCGGGGGAAGUUGCCGGGAAACACCCAUUUCUCCUAUUUGCAAGGCAUGAUAGGCCUAGCAAUCGAAGUCCCUUAAAACAAUUGGUUGGAUUUCAAAGUGUGAGCUUAAAUUCAGGAGAAAGAAGAGAAGUAGAAUUUGUAAUAAGCCCCUGUGAACACCUUAGCACAGCCACUGAAGAUGGUUUGAUGGUCAUAGAAGAGGGGUAUAGAUAUCUGAUGUUAGAAGAUACAGAGUAUCCCAUUAACAUUGUAAUUUGA